AUGUCAAGUUCGGAAUUUUUAACUAAUAUGAGAAUUCGAAAUUCUACGGAAAUCGUUCAUAAAAAUCAUUUUCUCGAGGAUUUUUUCGAGGAAAUAUUUUGGAACAUUUUCGGAUUAAUAAUAAACACACACGACUGGUUAGCCAUUCAGCUGAUACUACUGACUUUAGCAGCAGUCCAUUUGCCGGAUCCCAUUCCGGCAGGUUCGUAAGUCCCGCGGGAUGUGAGAUGUCCCGAAGUCGAUAGUGAUUAAAACUUUGACUUAAACUACCCGGCCAGAACUCGGCUGGCUAUUCGGGGAUCGAUUUGGUAUUCCGAAUAUGUGACAUCUCGCGAGUUCGACGCAACGAGACGAUCCGUUGCGCGAGGAAUGAGAAUUGACGCGAACGCGACAGUAAUAAUCAAUGUCAAUCGCAAGAAUAUCCUGUCUUUAGAUUAAGCCCGAUCUGUAUCCCUCUGUUUGUUUGUUGAAUUUAUCUAGAUUCGAAUAAUUUCUUUGUCGUUGCUAAGGAAUCAUCUCGGGAAAGCUAGAGACUUUGAAUUCGUUUCCGAAUUCAUGUACAAUGUAAUUUAUAAAUUUUUUAUACUUGUAAAAUGUACAUCUUUGAUGAAUGAUCAUUUUGCGGAGAAGUGCUUGUGAUAUUCAAUGUGACGAACUUUGGAAAUGAAGGUCGAUGACGGUCAGUCACGAAAGUAUUUGCACACCUUUCUGCAAUUGCCAUUUUCGAACUACCUUUUUAGAAUAUAAGUUUCAAAAUCCGUAUCAGCAGAAUUCUAAUUAAUUAGAUUAUGGAUCGAUAAUCAGGACAAUGUGAAUAUUUCUUUGACUCUUUAUACUCUUUUAUCACGUUCUAUUACUUAACUCAAAAAUAUGACUCGUAUUCCUUUCUUCAUAAUUCUUACAAAUAUUAUGAAACUAUUUCUUCCAGAAAUAUUUAA
This is a messenger RNA of Heterotrigona itama, 938 nucleotides long. Lineage: Eukaryota; Metazoa; Arthropoda; Insecta; Hymenoptera; Apidae. The record is from the annotation of a GenBank genome assembly.